AUUUAAAACUCUAAUAUAACCUCAUAUGUUAACUAAUUUUCAAAUUUAAUGCUUACAUUUAUGUCUAUUAUAGUAUUUUUAAAUUUUAAAAGCUAUUUUACCAAACACAAUUGAUGUUGCUUAUGUUUAUUAAAAGCUAUUUUUUAUUUGAUUUACCAAACAUAAAUGCUACAACUUUUAAAAAGCCAUCUUUUAAAAGUUAACUUUUAUAAGCUACUUUUAAAAAGUAAAAGCUUUACUAAACUAUGUCUGAACUUGUCACUCCCACGGCCACGCAGAUUCCUCUUCUUUUUCUCUGAGUUCAAAACCAAUAGGAAGUUAAAGUCGAUGAGGUAAGUUCCGAUAGAGCUGCGCUCCAGCUAUUCCUACAAUUUUUUCUUAUAGGUUCCUCUUUGAACUCUCCACCGCUAACCACUCAUAAAGGCCACGGAAACCAUUAUGCUCUCCAUUGCAACUCUCAACCCUUCAACCCCAUUCAACCACUCCCCAGAUUACAUUGUCUGCCGUAUUCUCAACCGUUACUCUCUCCUCCCAUCCACAUUCUCACUACUAUCCAAAUCCAAUCCCUAUUCCUCUUCCUCCACCUACAAACCCCUAUGCGUGCGCGCCAUCGAUGCCGCUCAUCUCUUCGACUACGAGUCAAAUCUCGCCAAGGAGUUCACUGUCUCCCAUCACCUUAAGAUCGCAAUUGUCAGCUUCGGCAACUUCGGCCAGUUCCUUGCUGCCACAUUAGUCCGCCAGAGCCACACCAUCCUCGCCCACUCCCGCUCCGACCACUCCGCCAAAGCCAGAAAGCUUGGCGUAUUAUUCUUCCAAAACCCCAACGACCUAUGCGAGGAGCAUCCUGAAGUGAUCCUCCUCUGCUCCUCCAUAAUCUCAACGGAGCGCGUGCUCCUCAUGCUCCCUCUCCAGCGCCUCAAGCGCAACACUCCCUUCGUUGACGUCCUCUCCGUCAAAGAAUUCCCCAAGAAGCUCCUCCUUGAGCUCCUCCCCUCCGAUUUUGACAUCCUCUACACUCACCCGAUGUUCGGACCUAAGUCUGCAAGUGACGGAUGGACCGGCCUCCCAUUCGUCUUUGAGAAGGAUCGAAUCCUCGACGAAGAGCACCGUGUUUCUCGCUAUGAGAAGUUUCUCAAUGCGUUUGUUAGAGAAGGUUGCGGGAUGGUGGAGAUGAGUUGCGAGGAUCACGACCGUUACGCUGCCAGUUCGCAGUUAAUUACUCAUACCGUUGGAAGGAUUCUUGAAGGAUUGAUGCUAGAGUCGACGCUACGAAAGGAAAUCUACUAUGCGGUCUACAAUGCUAACCAAUGAGAUGGAAAUCUUUGGCAUAAAUUCAUUUGGUGUCUAUAGUUUUUGAAAGAGGUUAUGACGCAUCACUGUCCUCAGAUUUCUCAGGCAGUAUAGACCUCUUUGGCAAAGCAAG
Arachis ipaensis is the source of this 1423-nucleotide messenger RNA. Lineage: Eukaryota; Viridiplantae; Streptophyta; Magnoliopsida; Fabales; Fabaceae. The record is from RefSeq and is a predicted model, not a curated record.